Stylonychia lemnae is the source of this 867-nucleotide messenger RNA. Lineage: Eukaryota; Ciliophora; Spirotrichea; Sporadotrichida; Oxytrichidae. The record is from the annotation of a GenBank genome assembly.
AUGAAAAGGAAAUCAAAUUUAGUGUAUUAAACUCAUGACAGCCCAUAAGACACACUGAGCAAAAAACCAAAGCAUCAUUACUUAGUUACUUUCUUAUUAGAAUUCCUUGACUGGUUCUUUUUCAAUAUGCCUCCAGGUCCAAAAAUAGUGAAAGUUUCCUUUGUUGUUAAUAGCUAGAAAGUGCUUAUGCCUAUUUACUUAAUAUUCUUGAUCAAGUACUAUGAGAACUACUCAGAUCAAAUGAUAUUAUACUCAAUUAUGCAUGGUUCGUAUGGAAUUUUCUGGUAUAUGAAACACGUCUUUUUCCCUGAUAAAUUUAGUGAUUUUAAAUUCACUAUUACAUGUGCUAUUACAACAUGGAUGAUCUUAUUAGGCCCAUAUAUGGUUCCAGCUUGGCUUAUAGCUAGUAGAAACACAAUGGAAAUAGUUGAUAAAAAGUGGCUCUAUUCUUGGCUUUUGGUUUACAUAUUUGGUGUAGUUUUAACUCUGUGCUCAGAUGCAUAAAAGAACAUCACUUUGCAAUUCAUUUAAGAGCACAAUCUUUAUAAAGGAAAGCAGUUCCUUAUUACGGAAGGAUUUUUCAAGCAUUGCCGAAACCCCAACUUCUUAGGGGAGAUGAUGAUGUAUUUCUCCUUUGCAGCUGUCUGUAAUCACUGGGUUGCUUAUUCAAUUGUAAUUUACUCAUGGCUGACCAUAUUGGCUGCGAGAAUAUUCCAGAAAGAGAUAAGUUUGAUGUCUAAACCAGGAUGGGAGUAAUAUGCUCAGUAGUCUUGGCUAUUAAUACCAAAGAUUAAUGGCAGGACUCUUGAUAGCAUCAUAUUUUACUCAAUUUUAGGAUUUUCUAUAUAUAUCCUUGUUGGGUAAUGA